AACUCUCCUGCAGACGCCAGCCUUGCCGCCGCUGCUGCCUUUGCCGCUGCCACCCCUGCUCAGCCUAACUUCCCUGGACUCCCCUACAGGUACAAUCCAGGCAAUCUCAGCCCACCCCCAGCAGCAGGGAUACACCUCUGGGCACCUUUUUCUCAGGAUGUGUUCCCAAAACGAUGGGCUGCAGAGGAGCUAGAGAAGGGUCCGAGAGACACAACCCCCCUCUUUUAUCCGUCCCGGAGGAAAAGGCAGCCAGCGGGUGGUUUUUCCUAAGGACGACUUCAGAACUUUCCCCCCCCUCCUUCCCCCUUCUCCUCCUCCUCCUUCUCGCUGUUGUUAUGUGUCAGCACUUGGCUGAGGACUUCUUGAACUUGCAGAGAAAAUAACUACCCCAAACCCCUUCAAAACUGGUGGCUUUUCAACUGCGGGGAGAAUUUAUUUUCCAUUUACCCUCUCCCCCUCCUGGACCCCCAGCUUCUCUUCCUGGAGACUCCGAUCAUCUCUGCUGCCACCCGGGAAAGGGGGGGCCGCCUCGGCAGGCACCAGGGAGGAGGAACGGAUACAAAAAUCACAGCUUCAAUCUCCACCGCCAGAGAUUUUUCCAUGUGGAGGCUGUUUCAAUGGACGUGCCCCCGUGUGCUUCUUAGUCAAUCGGCAGUCUCCUAAAGGUUGACCAUGGUUGCCGGGAUCCGCUCUCUUCUAGCGCUGCUGCUUUACCAAGUCUUGCUGGGUGAUUCGGCCGGCCUCAUCCCGGAGGUGGGCCGGAGGAAGUUUGCUGAAUCCGGCCGCUCCACACCGCAGCAGUCAGAAGAAAUCCUGAGCGAGUUUGAGCUACGACUACUCAGUAUGUUCGGGCUGAAGCAGAGACCGAGCCCCAGCAAAAACGCGAUCAUCCCCCCCUACAUGCUAGACCUCUACCGCCUGCAUUCGGGCCAACUGGGGGAUCCCACCAUGGACUACCAGCUGGAGAGAGCAACCAGCCGGGCUAAUACUGUCAGAAGCUUCCACCAUGAAGAAUCUUUGGAAGAGCUGCCAGAAACAAAUGGGAAAACAGUCCGGCGUUUCUUCUUUAAUUUAACUUCCAUCCCCAACGAGGAGCUUAUCACCUCAGCUGAACUUAAGGUUUUUCGGGAGCAGGUGCAGGAAGCUUUUGAAAAUAACAGCAAUCACCAUCACCGUAUUAAUAUUUAUGAAAUUAUUAAGCCAGCAACAUUCAUCUCUGAAUACCCCAUCACAAGACUAUUGGACACAAGGUUGGUAAAUCAUAAUGCAAGUAAAUGGGAAAACUUUGAUGUCACCCCCGCUGUGAUGAGGUGGAUUGCACAGGGACAGGCAAACCACGGGUUUGUGGUAGAAGUGAUUCACUUGGAUGAUGACAGAGCAGUCUCCAAGAGACACGUAAGGAUUAGUAGGUCUUUGCAUCAGGACGAUCAUAGCUGGUCACAGAUAAGACCAUUACUAGUAACUUUUGGCCACGAUGGCAAAGGACACCCUCUCCACAAAAGAGAAAAGCGUCAAGCAAAACACAAACAGCGGAAACGCCUCAAGUCCAGUUGCAAGCGACAUCCUUUAUACGUAGACUUCAGUGAUGUGGGGUGGAAUGACUGGAUUGUUGCCCCACCAGGGUAUCAUGCCUUUUACUGCCAUGGGGAAUGCCCUUUUCCAUUGGCUGAUCACCUGAACUCAACAAAUCAUGCCAUCGUUCAGACUUUGGUCAAUUCAGUUAACUCCAAAAUCCCCAAGGCAUGCUGUGUACCAACAGAACUCAGUGCUAUCUCCAUGCUCUACCUUGAUGAAAAUGAAAAAGUCGUGUUAAAGAAUUAUCAAGAUAUGGUUGUGGAGGGAUGUGGGUGUCGUUAGCACAGCAGAAUUUUUAAAAAUAUAUAUUAGACAAAAGCAAAAAAAAAAAAAAACACAAGUUGACACUUUAAUAUUUCCC
Gracilinanus agilis (Agile Gracile Mouse Opossum) is the source of this 1936-nucleotide messenger RNA. It is a transcript of the gene BMP2, whose product is annotated as bone morphogenetic protein 2. The coding region runs from base 673 to 1857 and encodes 394 amino acids. The record is from RefSeq and is a predicted model, not a curated record. Lineage: Eukaryota; Metazoa; Chordata; Mammalia; Didelphimorphia; Didelphidae. Gene Ontology annotation, biological process: negative regulation of transcription by RNA polymerase II; SMAD protein signal transduction; BMP signaling pathway. Gene Ontology annotation, cellular component: extracellular region. Gene Ontology annotation, molecular function: cytokine activity; BMP receptor binding; growth factor activity. The transcript is spliced from 3 exons.